Messenger RNA from Drosophila kikkawai, 5070 nucleotides. The record is from RefSeq and is a predicted model, not a curated record. Lineage: Eukaryota; Metazoa; Arthropoda; Insecta; Diptera; Drosophilidae.
AUGGAAAACGGCGACAGUGAGGAACCAAAACCCCUUCUGACCGUUUCUACAGCGGAGGCGUCUUCCAGAGGCAGGGCAACGAGUGAAUCCUCUGUGCCUUCCGAAAGCGAAAAUCCUUCUCGAAGCAAAAGCCCAUUAGCAACCACCACUCCACGUAAAUCUACGAGCACGUCGCUCGACGUUCCACCGCCUGCACCAUCCACAAAGGCCGCGAAAUCAGUCGGGUCUUCCCAGGUCACUAGAGCAACUGAAAGAAGGGCUCAAGCUGAGGGAGACAAGGCCUUGGUGAAAUUCACGACCAUAACCGAUAGGAUGGGUCAGUUCGAAGCCAGAUUCAACACCCCGACUGACCAAGGUCCGUCCAUCCACACGAGUAGGGUUCGACUCGAGCAGAUCAGGGCCCUCUGGGACAAGGUGGAAAGGGAGUACGAGAUGUGCUCCGAAGUGCUGACCAGUCAAAACUGCAAAGACACAAUAACGGUCAUGCAAUCCAAGUAUGACUACUGUUAUACCGUUUACGAGCGGUGCGCAGCAAACCUCAAUGAGAUCAUUGAAGAUGCACGCGCGCCACAGUCUGUUCAGUCCUUCAAUCUGGCGCCGUCUCAUGGCGGAUGUCGCCUACCUCCAGUCGAGUGCGAAGUUUUCAAUGGUGACUAUGUUCAAUGGCCCACAUUUCGGGACCUUUUUUCCGCCAUCUAUGUAUGCAAUCCUCGGCUUUCAGAAGUCGAAAAACUGUUCCAUCUUAAUGCAAAGACGAGCGGCGAGGCCAAAUCCAUUGUGGCCUUAUCUCCGUUGACCAAUGAUGGUUUUGAGUCAGCGUGGAGAAACUUGCAGAAUCGGUUCGAGAACAAGAGGCUGCUGGUCAAUAGCCAAUUAAAGAUCUUGUUUAAUUUGCCUUCUGUUGCCCAGGAAUGCGGAAAAUCCUUGAAGCAUUUAGAGAGCACAAUCCAAGGUUGUUUAACGGCCCUACAAUUAGCAAGAGUCGAGACCACGAAUUGGGAUUGCCUGCUUGUUUUCCUGUGCUCGUCCAAGUUGCCAAAACUAACUUUGGCUCUUUGGGAACAGUCCCUGCUAACAACCCAGCAACAGAUACAGUCCACUCCAUCGACGAGUCAAGCGAAUGUGCAAACGUUUCUUGCCGUUAACACGCAAGGGGUCCUACUGAGUACGGCAUUGAUAGAAGUUUGCCAUUUGGGCAUAAAAUACUCAGCACGGGCACUCAUUGACUCAGGUUCCGAGGCAACCUUCAUCUCAGAACGGUUGUUCAACCUAAUUAAGUUGCCGUAUGAGUCCAUUCAGGCCCAAGUUUCGGGGGUCAACCUUUCCGUUGCCGCUCAGCCUCGUAAGAGGUGUCAACUCAUCAUAGGUUCUUCCGUCAAGCCCCAUAUCCAGAUUGAAACUUGUGCAUACGUGUUACCCCAGUUAGCUGGUAAUCUCCCAUCCUACACUCUACCAGAGGCCUCAUUAAAGGAUCUUCCACCGUUGCAACUAGCAGAUCCAAAUUUCUUCCGAAGCUCGCAGAUUGACGUGCUUAUUGGUGCCGAUAUCCUGCCAUCGAUCCUCCUAAGCGGCUCCCAUUCCAAUAUUUGUGGAACACUCCUGGGUCAAGAGACCAUAUUCGGGUGGAUUCUGUGCGGUCCGAUUGCAGCGAGUCCCACAAGCAGAAUCUGCUCCUUUUCAGCCCGAUUAGCAGUCAAGGAAUCCAAACUAGACAGCAUCCUCACAAAAUUUUGGGAGGUGGAGGAUGUUCCAGUGAAGCUGGUUAAGGAAUCCACCUCGGUUUGCGAGGAGAACUUUAUCCGAUCCACCAAAAGAAGUGAGGAUGGAAGAUAUGUUGUUUCGUUGCCCUUUAAAGAGCCGGACAAUAUUAAGCUUGGACAUUCCAGACCCAUCGCACUAGCUCAGUACCUCCGAAACGAAAUGCGAUUAAGUAAAGAUCUUCCAUUGAAGGAGCAGUACGACUCAGUCAUUCGAGAGUACUUAGACUUAGGUCAUAUGCACCAAGUCUCCCCUGACGACUCUAGCAGUUUUUAUCUGCCUCAUCACGCUGUCUUCAAACCAGAUAGCACCACGACGAAGGUUCGCGUCGUGUUCAAUGCUUCCAAUCCCUCAUCAAACGGAAACAGCCUCAAUGAUAUCCUUCAUGCGGGGCCUGUACUACAGUCCGAUCUGACUAUUCAGAUUCUAAAAUGGCGUUUCUUUAAGUAUGUUUUUAAUGCGGACAUCACAAAGAUGUAUCGGCAAAUCCGGGUCAAUCCUGAUCACACGCGCUUUCAGAGAAUCUUAUUCCGCAACAAAUACGGUGAGCUCUGUGACUAUGAACUCGACACAGUUACCUUCGGCGUAAAUUGUGCGCCCUUCCUGGCCAUCAGAGUGCUUCAGCAGUUGGCUCAGGACAUCCGAGGCCAAUAUCCUUUGGCCAGCGACAUCAUUUCGAACUUCAUGUACGUGGACGAUGUGCUCGCAGGGGCUCACACUCGGCAGUCGGCAGUUUUAGCCAUUAAAGAGCUGCGGCUGGCUCUCGAGAGUGCCGGUUUUCCACUGCGCAAGUGGACCUCAAACGAAAGGAGACUUCUACAAGCGAUUCCGAGGGAACAUUUGGUCAGUGCAGACUUCCUUGAGCUGGAAGAUGCCAGCACGGCGAAAACUCUUGGGAUCCGUUGGCAAGCUACAUCCGAUAGUUUCUUUUUUGUUCCAAUGGUGAUCUCCCUGCAACCUGCCUACACCAAACGAGAGGUUUUGUCUCAAAUAGCCAAACUGUUCGACCCGGCAGGGUGGUUAUCGCCUUUCGUAAUCCGAGCCAAGAUUUUCAUGCAGGAAAUUUGGCUACGGGAGCUAGGCUGGGAUCAGCCACUCCCCACCGACCUUGUGACCAAGUGGCAAGAGUUUUUGAAAGGGUAUCCGACCCUGAGGGAAAUUCGUAUUCCGAGGUGGGUGCGUUUCCAUCCUGCUGCCAAGGUGCAGUACCAUGCGUUUUGCGAUGCGUCACAGGACGCGUAUGGGGCUGCUAUUUUCGUCCGAGUCGAAACGGCUGACGGCUGUUGUGCCCAUUUGCUGGCAUCCAAGACCAGAGUGGCUCCCGUCAGGUCCAUCUCCAUACCCCGCCUGGAGUUGUGCGGAGCAGUGCUGCUCACUGAGCUAGCAGCAUCAGUAAUUUGCGAAUUGCCUCCUAAAGCUUAUGAGAUUUUUUAUUGGACAGACUCUACUAUAGUUCUUGCAUGGCUAGGCAAGCCAGCAUGCACCUGGACGACAUUCGUGGCCAACAGGGUCGCAAAGAUCGAACAGCGCACCAACGAAAGCAAAUGGGGCCAUGUACGAUCCGAAGACAAUCCAGCGGAUCUGGCAAGCCGAGGCGUCUCGCCCCAAGAGCUUAAGGACAGCACACUUUGGUGGCACGGGCCGGCUUGGCUACCACUCAAGCAGGAGCAGUGGCCGAGUGAACCACUGGUUAAUCCGGAAACCGAGAUGGAGCAACGGCCUAUUAAAUGUCACAGUGCCACAGUGCCGUCAACAGUGGAUAUCCUAGAGCGUUUUUCAACCUUCGACAGGGCGCUGCGGGUUCUAGCAUACGUGAUCCGUUUUGCGAAAAGUUGCAAAAAGGAAGAUAUACCCCCAUCGUCAGCACUCACUUCGGCGGAGUUGUCUGACGUGCAAGAGCGGUUAAUCGUGUUCACUCAAAAGAAUGAGUUUCCCGUCGAAUAUAAGGCUUUAAGUAACAAGCAGCAAAUUCCAGCCUCAAGUACCAUUUCUAACCUAAACCCCUUUCUUGACAGAAAGGGGGUCUUGAGAGCAAGCGGCCGUUUACAAGCAUCUGACAUGCUUAGUUAUGAUGAAAAACAUCCUAUCAUCAUCCCAGCGCGAUGUAGAUUCGCGAAACUACAAGCCCUGUUUACUCAUCGCAUAUCCUUGCAUGGGGGGAAUCAGUUAAUGGUGAGACUGAUUCGGUCUAAAUUCUGGAUUUCUAAGCUUCAGAGAUUGGUGAAACACACAAUUCACUCGUGCCGAGUUUGUGUCAUCCACAAGAAGAACCUGCAGAGGCAGUUGAUGGGGGAUUUGCCCCGGGCGAGAUCCUCUUUCUCCAGGCCAUUCACUCAUACAGGCAUGGAUUUCGCGGGGCCAUUUGACAUCAAGAGUUAUGUCGGUCGAGCCUGCAAAAUCACAAAGGGAUACGUCUGCGUUUUUGUUUGCUUUAGUACCAGGGCCAUCCAUCUCGAAGCGACGUCCGACUUGACGACAGAGAAAUUUUUAGCUGCCUUCUCUCGUUUUUCUGCACGCCGUGGGUGUCCACAACAUGUCUACUCUGACAACGGGAAAACGUUUGUCGGAGCCUCCACGUCCUUAUCCAGAGACUUUAUAGAGUCAACCAGAACACUGAUCCUCUCCAAACACAGCCUUCAGAACUUGGCCUGGCAUUUCAACCCUCCUGGUGCGCCUCACAUGGGAGGGCUCUGGGAGGCGGGUGUGAAAAGCUUCAAGGCUCACUUCUACAAGUACACAGCAGCAGGGAAGUACACCUUCGAAGAACUGGCUACCCUCCUUGCGAAAAUUGAGGCCUGUUUAAACUCCAGGCCUAUUUCACCAAUGUCCGAAGAUCCCACCGACCUUGUGGCUCUUAGCCCCGGACAUUUUCUAAUUGGUGGACCACUUCUUGCGGUAUCGGAGCCUCUGAUUGAGGAGAAUCCUAUUUCCAUCAUCAAUCGGUGGCGGAGGUUGAAGGCCCUGCAUCAGCAGUUCUGUGUGCGUUGGAAGGAGGAAUAUCUGAAGGAGCUCCACAAAAGGAACAAAUGGAAGUUCCCAUCGCGAGAUCUCCAAGCGGGAGACAUGGUUGUGAUCAAGGAGGAGAGCUUGCCAGCCAACGAAUGGCGGCUUGGGCGUAUCCAGCUGGUAUGUCCGGGCGCCGACGGCAAGAUCCGUGUAUACAAUGGCUCCAACGACCGACCAAAAUCCUCGUCGCUCAUCCGGGAGCAAUGUAUACCGAUGUCGAGUCUGCAGGGGAGUCCACGCUCUGAGGGUUUGCCAACGGUUUCUCCAACUGCCGGCUGUGAAGCGGCUCCGCGCGGUACUCAUUAA